This is a messenger RNA of Aspergillus versicolor CBS 583.65, 879 nucleotides long. RefSeq names its product 5'-methylthioadenosine/S-adenosylhomocysteine nucleosidase family protein. The annotation marks the transcript as partial. NCBI's taxonomy places the organism in Eukaryota, Fungi, Ascomycota, Eurotiomycetes, Eurotiales, Aspergillaceae. The record is from RefSeq and is a predicted model, not a curated record. Gene Ontology annotation, biological process: nucleoside metabolic process. The transcript has a single exon. Gene Ontology annotation, molecular function: catalytic activity.
GAAAAAUACACCGUCGGAUGGGUCUGUGCUCUACCACUCGAGCUCCACGCCGCGCAGGCAAUGCUCGAUGAACGACACCAAGAUCCUCCGCAUCAACCGCACGAGACAAACGUCUACUGUCUGGGCAGAAUCGGCGAGCACAAUGUCGUGGUAGUAUCUUUGCCCGCUGGCCGCUACGGUACGAACUCCGCCGCGGCGUGCGUGGCCCAGAUGAUGGAAAAAUUCCGCUCGAUCAAAUACGGCUUGCUUGUUGGUAUCGCAGGUGGUGUUCCUAGUUAUGAUGCUGAUGUUAGGCUUGGUGAUGUUGUGAUAAGUCAGCCUCGUGGCCAGUAUGGGGGUGUCGUGCAGUAUGACCUUGGGAAGAUAGAGGCCGGGGGAAGGAACCAUCGUACAGGAUACCUGGCUCCGCCACCCACUAUUCUUUUAAACGCCCUUGCCAAGUUUCAGGCACUGGGAAUGGACCAAAGUAGCCAGGUCUUGGCUGAUUUCCCAAUGGCUGGAGGUAUUCGGAAACCGAAUUCGGAUACAUUGUAUGAAUCGCCAUAUGAUCAUGUCGGAGGUGCUACUUGCCGGGACUGUGACUCCAGCAAGGUGAAGCUACGGAGGGAUCGAGCUGAAGAAAUCUGCAUUCAUUAUGGCGUCGUCGCUUCAGGUAACCAGGUCGUUAAGGAUGGGGGCACUCGAGACAAGCUCAGCCGAGAACUAGGAGGCGUGCUGUGUUUCGAAAUGGAAGCAGCAGGGGUGGUCAAUACGCUCCCUUGCCUGGUCAUACGUGGAAUCUGCGACUACUGUGAUUCGCACAAGAACAAGCAGUGGCAGGACUAUGCCGCAAUUGUGGCAGCUCUCUGCGCAAAGACCCUUUUCAAUGUCCUUCCCCCU